This is a messenger RNA of Prunus armeniaca (apricot), 462 nucleotides long. NCBI's taxonomy places the organism in Eukaryota, Viridiplantae, Streptophyta, Magnoliopsida, Rosales, Rosaceae. The record is from the annotation of a GenBank genome assembly.
AUGAAUCACAUAGCAGCAAUGGAAGAACAAUUGGUAUCAGAGAGAAUAAAACAAAAGCUAAACCAAGUAAAUCUUGCCGCCCAAACCCAUCUCUCUCCCGUCCAAGACCAUGUCAAUUUCACCCUUCAGCAAGCCUACUUCAAAUGUGCAUAUGAGUGUUUUGAUAGGAGAAGAAGUCAACAAGAGAUAAGCAAUUGUGUCGAAAAUUGCAGUGUUCCUGUUGUGACUGCUCAACAGAGAGUUGAGGGUGAGAUGGCCAGGUUUCAAGAGAGGUUGAGUAGGGCACUGAUGGUCUGUCAAGACAAGCAUGAUGUAGCUAAGCAACAAAAGGCCACAAAUACACUGAACAAUUUGGAGUCAUGUGUUGAAGAGGCAACCCAAGAGAGCAUAAAGACACUGCCACAUCUUGCCGAAACAUUGAAGGCUUCCUUGUCGAUCAACAGUUCAGUGAGUAAUUAUUAA